AACAAUAGAAAAAAGAGUGAGUGUAUAUAUAUUGGCGGAAAAUUUUUAUUUAAUUGAAAAUUCGAAUUAUUAAACAAGAUUUUUGCUACAUUUAGAAUCGAAACGUCAAGUACAUGGAUGAAGUACAUUUAACAGCGUAAUUAGGAAGUUCGAAAGUAAUUUUCGUAAACUUAAAGCAUUAAAUUUUAUAUUUGGUAACUAAAAUAAUGAAAUGUGUAUUGAACGAAUUUAAAUUAAUCAGUUCAAAAGUGGACUUCAAAUGUGGUUAAGGGUAAAAUUUGGUACGAAAAAAUUUCUGCUGUUAUAUAUAUUGAUUGCUGGCGUUAUAUAUUGCCUGUGCGAUUUAUAUGUCAGCUACAACCGCAUUUCUAACCGUCCAAAUCAUGGAAAGAGAAACAGUCGAAUUUCUAUAUUUAAGUCUGGAAAUGAAUCUAUUCUUAAGCAAAAAAUAUUCAGUUUACAGGAUAAAAUGGAGGAAAACGUGAAUAUAAAAUCUAAUGCAGUUUUAAGAUAUGGUGAUGGAACUGAUUCUUUACAACUUGCAGUAGUGGUCUGUGGUAAAAGAUUAAAUCAGACAAUGGUAUCAUUAAAAUCUGCAGUUGCAUUAUCAAAAUCUGCUUUACAUCUCAUAAUUAUUUCAGAUGAUGCUAAUAGAAAUUCAUUAAAAGAAAGACUGCUUGAUUGGCCUGACAGUAUACUUAAAAGAAUUUCAUUUGAAAUACAUCCAAUUACAUUUCCAGAAGGCACUGAAAAUGAAUGGAAAAAGUUAUUUAAAUUAUGUGCUUGCCAACGAUUGUUUCUUCCAACUAUACUUCAGCAUAUUGAUGCUUUACUCUACAUUGAUACCGAUGUUAUAUUUCUCCGUCCAGUGGAAGAUAUAUGGGCAUACUUUUCCAAAAUGAAUUCCAGCCAGAUUGCUGGUCUUUCUCCAGAACAUGAGGAUUUUGCAACUGGAUGGUAUAAUAGAUUUGCCAGACAUCCAUACUAUGAACCUCUUGGUGUUAAUUCUGGAGUAAUGCUGAUGAAUUUAACUCGGAUGAGGAAAUUUCAUUGGCAAGAUUAUUUGCAACCAAUAUAUCAAGAAUAUAAAUUAAAAAUUGCUUGGGGUGAUCAAGAUAUUAUUAAUAUAAUAUUUCAUUAUCAUUCAGACAAAUUAUUAAUAUUUCCUUGUGACUGGAAUUAUCGCCCAGAUCACUGUAUGUACACCAGCGUGUGUAAAAGUGCAGAAGAAAAUGGAGUAGCUAUCGUACAUGGAAAUAGAGGUGUAUUUGUAAAUAAUAAACAGCCUGCUUUUAGAGCUAUUUACAGUGCAAUGGAAUCUUACGAAUUAGGAACAAAUCUUAUUGAAUACUUUUUAAAGCCACUUCAAGAAAAACUUCACAAGACUCUGACAACUAACUGUGGCAAGCUGCAUUUCAUAUUUACGAAAGCAAUCGAAAAGCUAUCUAAAGAACCCAUACGUUUAUAUAGGUGAUAUAAAAAUAACUCGUGCUUUGAAAUAAUAAGCAAAUAUUAUACAUAACUUAAUUCAAGAGAAAAGCUGAUUAUUUUCAUAAAAAGAAAAUUGACUAGUUUAAUAAUAGAUUACUCAUAGAAUAUUUUAAUUGAAAAUAAAUCAAAAUUUUCAUAAAGAAAACCUUUUUUAAAUGAUAAAACUAUAAUUCUUUUGGUUUUAGUUAAGGAGCCAAAAGUAUAUUUUGUCAGUUUAAUUAUUUUUCAACUUUAUAAAAUUCAUAUUUAGAGAAUGCUGGCAUUUUGCAGGUAGAACAUAAAUUUUUGUUUUGUGUGCAUAAAUUUUAUUAUUAUUAUUGUAGAAUUCUAUAAUUCCUUCACCAGAUCCAUUAUAAUAUAACAUGAAUUUUGCCUCCUUAACAAGAAACCAAGAAUAUUCUGUAUGAGGUGAAAACAGCAUUGAAAAGUAAUCUUUGUAAUGGUCUGUAUAAUGAGUUACAAGAACUAAAUUUCAUAGAUAAUUGAUUAAAUAUUAUUUCUUACAUUCAUUUUAAGAGAUAAGGAAUGUUUUUCCAAUGAUCUCAAACCAUUUCAUAUUACCAUGAAAAAUGUAAUUAGAAAUGAUAUUUAAUCAAGUUCAAAUUAUAUGUAAUUAUUGAUAACUUUUUUCAAUUAACCUCUUAAGUAAAAAUAUUUUAAGCAGAAUUUUUGAGGUAAAUUAAUCUCAAUGGACAUAAGAUCUUACUUUGUUAAAAAGAUAAACAUAAGUAAAUUGAGUAAAGUUAAAAAAAAAAAAAAAAAACAUUCUUUAUGUAAAUAUUUUUAUUAUUCAUUUAGACUAAGUGCAA
This is a messenger RNA of Centruroides sculpturatus (bark scorpion), 2300 nucleotides long. Its product is annotated as glucoside xylosyltransferase 1-like. The transcript has 7 exons. Gene Ontology annotation, biological process: protein O-linked glycosylation via N-acetylgalactosamine. Bases 260 to 1474 code for a protein of 404 amino acids. The record is from RefSeq and is a predicted model, not a curated record. Gene Ontology annotation, molecular function: UDP-xylosyltransferase activity. NCBI's taxonomy places the organism in Eukaryota, Metazoa, Arthropoda, Arachnida, Scorpiones, Buthidae.